UGCAUACCCCACAGUGGCGUGCGAGUGGGGAGUGGAGUGGAACGGCCGCACCGGACGGCUGUGGGAAAGGGGGCGACUUUGGCCUCGUCGGAAAAGGCACACUAUGUGGACGCAAACAUAACCCGUGGGAAAUCCAGCGGCAACGCACACGCUCGUCAACGAUUGCCCUCUAAACCCUCCCUCUCACAUCCCACCUCCCAUCCACAGGUCUUCCUCACCCCCACCCCAUCCAAGAAAAACAAUGUCCUCCCUAAAGUACCUGGUCCGCGCGGCCGCCUUCACCAUCACGCUCGUCGGUCUCAGCCACGCCGCGCCUGCUCCUGCCCCCGGUGGCCCUGUGACCACGGACGGGAAGUGCGGACCUGCUAACGGCGGGCUUGUGUGUUGGGCGCCGGAUUGGUGCUGCGGCCAGAACGGAUGGUGUGGCAAGACGGAUGCGCAAUGUGGAGCUGGUUGUCAGGCUGGGUUUGGAAAGUGCAAUGCCGUGACCCCCACGACCACAAAGCCUACCGUCACUCCUACCCCUACCAACACUCCGACCAAGCCUCCAGUCACUACUGAUGGACGCUGUGGAAGUGCGUUUGGAACCGCAUGCUGGUCCGGAUGGUGUUGUAGCAGUGGAGGCUGGUGUGGAAAGGAAGCCAAACACUGUGGUGCUGGAUGCCAGAUUGCUUUUGGUACCUGCGGUGCCAACCCGCCUGUGACGACCACUCCUACUACCGUUCGUCCGACAAGCACCUCUACUACUCGUCCGACCAUUCCCCCUACUACCGUCCGUCCGACAACGACAACGACCACGACCUCUGCUACCGCCCGCCCUACCUCUACCGACGGCAUUUGUGGUCCCGCUGCGGGUACUGUCUGCGACAAUGGCAACUGCUGCUCCCAAUAUGGGUUCUGUGGGUCCACUGCCGAAUAUUGCGGUGCUGGCUGUCAAGCCGGCUGGGGCGGUCUCCCUUGCCUCUCGGGAACCACAACCACCCCCACCAAGCCUACCACAACCUCCGCGACCAAGACUACCACCAAGACCACCGCAACAUCCAACCCUGCCCCUUCCCGCGUCCCCAUCCCCAACGGCAAGAUCAUCACCAAGUGCACCGUGCCGGGCAAAGCCGCCCUCACUUUCGACGACGGCCCCUACGACUACGACGCGCAGCUCCUCUCCGAGCUCGCGAACGCCGGCAUGAAAGCUACCUUCUUCGUCAACGGCAACAACUACGGCUGCCUCUUUGACUACGCCGCGGAUCUCAAGAACAUCCUCGCCGCAGGCCACCAGAUCGCAUCUCACACCUGGGCCCACCCGGACAUCGCCACCAUCUCCCACGACCAGCUCAACUACCAGAUGCGACGCAACGACGACGCGUUUAUGAAGAUCCUCGGCAUGGCGCCUACGUACAUGCGCCCGCCGUUUGGAUCGACUAACCCGGCGGCUGUGGCUCAAUUGUCGAACCUCGGCUACCACGUCAUCAACUGGGACUCAUCCUCCGAGGACGCCAACGGCGCCUCUGUCGAGCAGUCUAAGCAAUACCUCACAAACGAUAUGGCGAAGGGCGCGACCAUCGUACUUAACCACAGCGUUGUCAAGACUACCGUCACGACCCUCACGCCUUGGUUCAUCCAGAACUAUAAAAACAAGUACAAGUGGGUCACGGUUGCGGAAUGUCUCGGUAAGUUUCCCUGUUCUCAUGUUGAGCUGAGGAUGCGACUACUACCGGAUGGGAUUUCAGUACUCGAGUUUGCAUCUUAUUCGGUUUGUCGUGCGGCAUUUCUCAUUCCCCCUCUGUUCCUUUACUAAACAGGUGAUACCAAGUCACCCUACAUGAAGGUGCCGACUCUGGAUGCCAAGUUUGAGUGUGCGGCUACGGAUGGGAGCUUGAAAGAUGGACAGUAGAGGAGUGUAGAUACUUUCAUUCUAUGGAAUCUGA
Messenger RNA from Fimicolochytrium jonesii, 1925 nucleotides. RefSeq lists its product as uncharacterized. Gene Ontology annotation, molecular function: chitin binding; hydrolase activity, acting on carbon-nitrogen (but not peptide) bonds. Gene Ontology annotation, biological process: carbohydrate metabolic process. The transcript has 4 exons. The record is from RefSeq and is a predicted model, not a curated record. Bases 242 to 1795 code for a protein of 517 amino acids. Lineage: Eukaryota; Fungi; Chytridiomycota; Chytridiomycetes; Spizellomycetales; Powellomycetaceae.